AACAGCUGUCAUUGGCAUACCAAUUGGGCGCCUUUAGCUCUUUCUACCAUUCACUGUUAAAUUACAAUAUUUUUUGUAUUUUACAAUAUUUUUGACCUUUUUAAUUAAAAUUAUACUUUUACAAAGCAUUUGGCAAAUAUUAAAGAUCUAGAUUGUAUUGCGUCAUGCUGGGCGACGAGGAAACUGGUUGGGAUGAUGGCAUCAACUACAAAGCCAUAUCUUGUGAAAAAAUACCAGAUCUCUUCUUGGAUAAAUUGAUAGCCAAAAAUCACUUCAGUAAAUUCGGCAAAAUCACACGUUUCAUUCUACGCCCCAGCCGCCAUAUUUGUACAGUUGAAUAUGAAACAGAGGCACAGGCAGAGCGCGCUUUAGAUCAAGCGGGAGAAUUUAAUGGUAAGGAAUUUCAAAUUGAAUAUGCCACCCGCGAAGUAGCCCAUGUACAAAACACAGAAGAAUGGGUUAAUCCCGAAGUACAAGCUGAAUUGGAUGCAAUGGGUUUGCGGCAAACCCUGCCGACUUAUAGAGUACCAGCAAGCACUAUGUUACCGCCGGGAAAAACAACUCAAUUGCGUGCUCAAAAAUCUGGUACACCAACUAACCCAGUUGCCACUAAAGUGGGCAAGCCGGCGGCGACAGCAGAACCAACCAAAAUUGAUUCAUCUCUACGAUAUGAGUAUGAGAGCAUUUUACGUAGGCCAGCUUUUAGUGAUGAAGAAAAAUAUCGUGUUUUAGAUGCGAGAGAUAAAUUGAUGCGUUUGUUAAGACCACGACAGACAGAUAUAAAUAAAGUUGAAAGAACUAAAGGCAUUUGUCCUGACAUGUGUCCCGAGAAAGAGCGUUUAAUGCGUGAAUUUCAACGACAAGUGUCCACAUUUGAGAUGUGUGCCGAACAUGAGCAGAGUGUAUCUUCCAUAUCGCAUCAGCGUGCAAUCAAAGAAUAUUCACGCAGUAGUGCUGACCAAGAAGUGCCACUUGCACAUGAAUUGCGACCUGAAAGCGUGCUACAAAUGACAAUGUUGUACCUGAUGCACCGCAUAUUGGAUUUGUGUGAGGAUCCUCAAACAUCAAUUGCCGAUUGGUUUCACUUUGUAUGGGAUCGCACGCGUUCCAUACGCAAAGAUAUCACACAACAAGAACUCUGCUCAUUGGGCACAGUAGAAUUGGUAGAACAAUGUGCACGCUUUCAUAUACAUUGUGCCGCGCGAUUAGUGGCCGAAGAUCCCUCAGUGUUUGAUAAAAAAAUUAAUGCAGAAAAUUUGACAAAAUGUUUACAAUCACUAAAAUAUAUGUAUCAUGAUUUACGCAUUAAGGGCAUACACUGUCCAUGUGAAGCGGAAUUUCGCAGCUACAUAGUACUGCUGAAUUUGGGCGAUUCGAAUUUCUUAUGGGAGCUGAAACAGUUGCCAGAACACAUACAAAACUCAAAAGAAAUUAAACGCGCCAUUUCCUUCUAUAAUACACUACAAAAUAAUAACUAUGUACGUUUCUUUAGUAUGAUACGUGAAGUUGAGACAUCGUAUUUGAGCGCCUGCAUUCUGCUAGGCUACUUUAAUAAAUUACGUUGGCGUGCCAUGGAAGCAAUUAAUAAAUCACACAAUUGGCGAUAUAAUGAAGUGCUUCUGCCAUUGACAUAUCUUACGCGGAUACUUGGUUUUGAAGAUGAGAAAGCUGCGGAGCAAUACUUCAGCUAUCAUGGCUUAAAUUGUGAAGAUCAGCGUGUUCUAUUGGAGCGUUUGAAGCGACCAGAUAUCGAGUUCUCUAUGGAGCGCGCAAUGAAUUUGGUCGAGUCGAAACGUAUUGUAAGCGUUGGCGAAUGUGUUUGCGGUCAUCCGCUGGAAUCAGCUCAUAUAUUCGAAAGUCAUCAACCACACAACAGUUUUGAUGAGAAUGGUAUACUCAAAUCAGUUGCCUGGACAGCAGAUGAUCAGCUGCGCGGCGAGGCGGCGAAUAUUCGUAGGAGAGAACGUGAGCUGGAAAAACAGCAACAGCAGCAGUUGCAACAACAACAACAGCAGCAGAAAGUGGAGCAAUUGGAAUUCUUGAAAGUUCAAAAACGAACUGACUCACCUACACUCACCUUGCCACCGAUCGCGUCCUCGCCUGCUCUUCGCAUGGAUGCAAGCGUUUUCAAAGUGCCACAGCUUUCGACAACACAGUCGUCCAAGCAACAGCAACAGCAAUUUAAAAUGCCACAGCUGCCCACAAAAGUAGACGAACCCUCAAUUUUUGGUGGCAAUCAUUUUGCAGAGCCCAAGCCGAAAGUACAACCCACUACGUUGACAGAUUUCAAAUUUGAAGCGCCGACGAGUGCGAGUGGGGGUAGCGUUUUUGGCGCGCCACUGCCACUGAAAGAAAAUGGCAGUUCUCUAUUCAAAACACCAUUGACCAACACAUCUAAACCCGACAACACGUUUUCCGCCGGCAUUAGCAACUCUAUUUUUGGUGGCAAUGCAACAACAGCUGACCCAGCAAAGCCUGCUGUUGGAGGUUUUCUAUUCGAUGACGCUAGCAAGUCAGCGAACAGCGGUAACAUUUUCAGCUGCGCUGCCAAAUCAACGGCUAGCAUAUUCCAACAAGCGCAGCCUACCAAACACGACCCAUUGCGUAAUGAUAGCGUUUUCCAGCACUUCAAUACACAGCCCGUGCUGCCGGGCUUUGGCGAGGCGCAGCAUUCGACUUUGCAGAUAGCAGCGAAACCCAUUUUUGAUGGGAACUCCUUCAUGCCAACACCGCCAGCAACAACGCCGCCAGCGGUAAGAGCGGCUAAACAGCUGGCGGAAUUCGAAGCUAAAGCGGCGGCGGAAGCAGCACAACUUCAAAAAGAACAAGAGUUGGAACGCGCACGAGCGCAACAAAGAGCUGAGGCAGCAAAACGACAACGCGAGGAGCUGGAACGUAAGCGCGAGGCCGAGUUGAAAGCGCUGCAGCAGCGCGCCGAACAUAUCAGCGCUGUUGAACUGGAAAAUGUGCUCACCACACAGGUGGCCAACAUCGCACAGACAGAACUCGACAAAUAUCAAAAGUUUGAUUGCGAUUGCCAUGCCAUUGCGCAAUCAUUGCUCGAGCAAAGCAUAAAUGCCCAGUUGGAAGAGUUGGCUAACGAGGAGUAUGCCAUGAUGUGCCAUGAUCAGCUCAUGCUCAGUCGCUACUUUGAACGUUGGCUGCGCUAUACGCGCAAGAAACAAAAGCAACGCGCUCUAAUGGAAUCCACACCCAUUUGGGUGACGGCGGAGACGCGCGCCGAACAAACAGCCAAAUUGAUGCAUCCCAAAAAGUCGGAGAACUUGCGCAUGAUCAAGCGCUAUCGUCACGGUGAGCCAUGCAAUUUCGAACUGUUGCUUUGGAAGCAUCCAGAUACCAUUGGGUCACCGACGCGUCCCACCAUUGACAUCUUCCAAGUGCUGCGCGCACAUUGGAUACACAAACAGCCGUUGCAAUAUGGACGCCUACAGCAACACAAAUAUUUUAAAUUACUGUUCACACUACCCAACGAUAGCGAUGAAUUACCCGGCUUCGGAAGUUUGUGCAGCAAGUGGUUGCAAAGGCACGUGCGACGCAUUGACAGCGCGUCGGAGGAGAUGGAGGAAUCUGCGACGCCAUAUAUUUGUGCUGUGGACCGCGAGGUGGCGCUAUGUGUGCGCAAGGUCAGCGGUAUACCGCCACUCAAUGAAGGUGGCGAAACUGUGCGAAAUGAAUGCGAUAAUAUAGACGCGUUGGUGUGCUUCAUGAGCUGCGACAACACGCAGAGUACACGCAAGCGCAUACACCACCUGCUCAAGCUCAGUCGUCUGCACAAGCCAGUACCCAUGGCGAUUGUCGUCUUCGAUGGACAGUAUACAGACGAGCUGGAGUUGGGCGAUCUAUUGGAAAUGGAGAAUUUGAUGGAGGCGGACAAAGUAUCGGCGUACAAGUUUUUCGGUUGUAUGCAGAGCAAAAACGAAUUCUCCUUCGUACAUCAAAUGGGACGCGCUUUGCGUUUUGUUGCGCGUGAAAACAGAUUAACUGUCCAAUCAAUUGAUGGUUAUGUCAUGCAAAAGCUGCAGAGUUGGCUGGAGACUUGCUUGGGCGAAGAGCUGUGGCAACGUUGGCAGCACUCCGCCGAACAAAAUCCAUGCUUCGCGAAAAUCUGCAGCACGCCGAAACAUCUAGUGGAGCUCUACAAUGAGGCGGUGGAGCGCGUUAUAGAUUUGGCCACAAGCGAUUUUGCUAAUGCGGCCGAGUUUCCUGAAGAGCUGCGACAAUUUGUACCCAAAGUGGAUGUGGACAUAGCGCUGGGCUGGGAAUAUUUCCCCAGGGAUUGGAAAUCUACGCAGCGCCAGUUACGGAUUUCGCAAUUCCUGCAGCGCUUGCUGUUGGCGACCAUUGAUGAAGCGCCUGCAUACACAGAGGUCGAGGAUUGGGAGCUUUGGCUGCUCAAUUAUGGCAGCGCUUGUAUACCCAACGACGAGGAAGCUGCCACAACCGCUAGCUAUCAAUCCAUCAAAGCUUUUAUUGCGCAACUGAAUCGCAAUGACUUGGCGGACGUGGAAAUACCCGCGCGCUUUCAACAGAUCAACUAUUUGUCUGUUAUAAAAGCGAUUUCCUUUGCACUCAUCAACGCUGUUCUCAAGGACUACAUUGAGAACGCCGACGCGAACAAAUAUAAAUUGCCCAACGAGAUCAUUUACUCCCAACAGGCGCUGGAAGAUUACCAACAAAUACCUUGGUGGCUAAAUAACGAAGCUGUUGAAGCGGUGAAAAUAGAUUAUACAGUUAUCGAAGCUGAAGAUACCAGUUCGCUGAGUAAGGACUCAGCAGCUGGGGAAGCGGUGGUAAUGAGUAGCGAUCGGUUGGAUGAAAUUAUAAAACAAGCCGAAACGGUUUCCCGUAAAGCGGAGAAGAAUUUCCUCUCCUUGAAGCAACAAACACUCAGUGGCGAUGUGACGGAGAUGACGCGGGAUCUAGAUGCUAGCCUUUACCAAUUCGAAUUGGCCAAACAUCAUGGCUCAUAUGAUGCUGGCUUCUUAAGCGAGCUGGACGCAUACGAUAGCGAUGUGGAGGGCGCAGCUGGUGGUUCUGAGUACGUUCUAGGUGCAAAUAGUCGCGCCGAUGGUGAUGGCGCGCGCGCGAAGUCCAGCAGUCGUAAACGAAAGCAUGCGGAAGCAGCGGCGGAUGAAGGUAGUGAAGUAGAUGCGAUCAUGGCGCGCGCAUUUAAUGUCAUUGAAAAAUUCGAAGCUAAGCAAGAUCGCGCGGAACGUAUGCAGAAGAUGGCUUUGCUGGAUAUGGAAUAAUCCGAGAAUAUUUUUCAGAUAUACAAUUUUGGACAGUAUUCGAGCUUAUGGGAGGAUUUAAUGUGGGGGCAUUUUUUAGCAUAUUUACAAAAAACUCAUUGGACAUCAAAAUAAAUUAAGAAUGUACAAAAAG
Messenger RNA from Ceratitis capitata (Mediterranean fruit fly), 5403 nucleotides. It is a transcript of the gene xmas, whose product is annotated as protein xmas-2. The transcript is spliced from 4 exons. The record is from RefSeq and is a predicted model, not a curated record. Gene Ontology annotation, biological process: mRNA export from nucleus. Gene Ontology annotation, cellular component: cytoplasm; nucleus; transcription export complex 2. Lineage: Eukaryota; Metazoa; Arthropoda; Insecta; Diptera; Tephritidae. Bases 165 to 5270 code for a protein of 1701 amino acids. Gene Ontology annotation, molecular function: RNA binding.